Molecule: messenger RNA, 3318 nt
Organism: Passer domesticus (house sparrow)
Lineage: Eukaryota; Metazoa; Chordata; Aves; Passeriformes; Passeridae
Gene: CUL1
Product: cullin 1
Exons: 23
Coding region: 527-2857 (776 amino acids)
Biological process (GO): protein ubiquitination; SCF-dependent proteasomal ubiquitin-dependent protein catabolic process
Cellular component (GO): SCF ubiquitin ligase complex
Molecular function (GO): protein-macromolecule adaptor activity; ubiquitin protein ligase binding
Source: RefSeq, a predicted model, not a curated record
GCCCACCUCAGCCAUCCCGGGCCCUGCUCCUCCCAUGCCUCUGCCCUCUUUUUAUCCUAUGAGCUUUUAUCCGUAACCUCACCGGACACUGUUUUGGGGAGUUCACCUGCUCUCUGUCCCUGUGCUGCUUCCUUUCACUCUGUUCAUCCCAGCAAUGCCCAUAGCCCUAGUGAUACUCAGGAUCACAGUCCACAGCUGUGGGUGUGUAACACGUGCCGAGCUGCUGCACAGAGCAUUUCCAACAGUGGAGGUGAAUGGCCACUCGUGAACCUUUGUUCUUCCUGGCUUUUGUUGCUCAGUCCUGAAAGUCCAUCAUCAGUAGUACUGCAGCAGGUUCGGUUUCCAUAAAUUAAAGAAGUUAAAUACAAGCAAGGUUAUCCUCCUGGGAAACAUCACUUUUUGUGUGUAAAGAAUAUCGUGCUGAGUUGCAGCAGCUGAGUUUAGAAUGUUACUUGACUUGUGAUUCUGAUGGAGGAAUAACAAGAGCUCAGGCUGCUGCACUGGAAGACUUUACAGGAAAUACAAAAUGUCAUCAAAUAGGAGUCAGAACCCGCAUGGACUUAAACAGAUUGGUCUUGACCAGAUAUGGGAUGACCUAAGAGCUGGAAUUCAACAGGUUUACACCAGACAAAGUAUGGCGAAAUCCAGAUACAUGGAACUCUACACUCAUGUUUAUAACUACUGUACCAGUGUACACCAGUCUAAUCAAGCACGGGGAGCUGGAGUACCUCCUUCUAAAUCGAAAAAGGGCCAGACACCUGGAGGUGCUCAGUUUGUUGGCUUGGAAUUGUACAAACGGCUAAAAGAAUUUUUGAAGAACUACUUGACUAAUCUCCUUAAGGAUGGUGAAGAUUUGAUGGAUGAGAGUGUGCUGAAAUUCUACACUCAACAGUGGGAAGAUUAUAGGUUUUCAAGCAAAGUAUUGAAUGGGAUAUGUGCCUACCUCAAUCGACAUUGGGUUCGUCGUGAGUGCGAUGAAGGUCGUAAAGGAAUAUAUGAAAUUUAUUCACUUGCCUUGGUGACCUGGAGAGACUGCUUAUUCAGGCCAUUAAAUAAGCAGGUAACAAAUGCAGUGUUGAAAUUGAUUGAAAAGGAAAGAAAUGGUGAAACUAUCAAUACAAGGCUGAUCAGUGGAGUUGUACAAUCCUAUGUGGAGCUGGGGCUGAAUGAAGAUGAUGCAUUUGCAAAAGGACCUACACUAACUGUCUAUAAAGAAUCCUUUGAAUCUCAGUUUCUUGCUGACACAGAGAGAUUUUAUACACGAGAAAGUACUGAAUUCUUGCAACAGAACCCAGUCACAGAAUACAUGAAGAAGGCCGAAGCUCGCCUUCUUGAGGAGCAGCGUAGAGUUCAGGUAUAUCUCCAUGAGAGCACACAAGAUGAGUUAGCACGGAAGUGUGAGCAAGUACUUAUCGAAAAACAUCUGGAGAUCUUUCAUACAGAGUUUCAGAAUUUGUUGGAUGCUGACAAAAAUGAAGACUUGGGUCGCAUGUAUAACCUUGUAUCUCGAAUCCAGGAUGGCCUUGGAGAGCUGAAAAAACUUUUGGAAACCCACAUUCAUAAUCAGGGUCUAGCUGCAAUUGAGAAAUGUGGAGAAGCUGCACUAAAUGAUCCAAAAAUGUAUGUACAGACAGUGUUGGAUGUCCAUAAGAAAUACAACGCUUUAGUUAUGUCUGCAUUCAACAACGAUGCUGGCUUUGUGGCUGCACUAGACAAAGCUUGUGGUCGAUUUAUAAAUAAUAAUGCAGUAACAAAAAUGGCUCAAUCAUCCAGUAAAUCCCCAGAGCUACUGGCACGAUACUGUGACUCUUUACUAAAGAAAAGCUCAAAGAAUCCAGAAGAAGCAGAAUUGGAAGAUACACUCAAUCAAGUGAUGGUUGUCUUCAAGUACAUUGAGGAUAAAGAUGUGUUUCAAAAAUUCUAUGCUAAAAUGCUGGCAAAGAGACUUGUGCAUCAAAACAGUGCUAGUGAUGAUGCUGAGGCAAGCAUGAUCUCCAAACUAAAACAAGCUUGUGGUUUUGAGUAUACCUCCAAGCUGCAGCGGAUGUUCCAAGAUAUUGGUGUAAGCAAGGAUUUGAAUGAGCAGUUUAAAAAGCACCUGACCAAUUCAGAACCAUUAGAUUUGGAUUUCAGCAUCCAGGUGCUGAGUUCUGGAUCGUGGCCGUUCCAGCAGUCCUGCACGUUUGCUCUGCCAUCUGAGUUAGAACGGAGCUAUCAGAGAUUUACUGCAUUUUAUGCCAGUCGUCACAGUGGAAGAAAAUUAACAUGGUUGUAUCAGCUGUCCAAAGGGGAAUUGGUUACCAACUGUUUCAAAAAUAGAUACACAUUACAGGCAUCCACAUUCCAGAUGGCGAUUUUACUGCAGUACAACACAGAAGAUGCCUAUACCGUGCAGCAGCUGACAGACAGUACUCAAAUAAAAAUGGAUAUCUUGGCACAAGUUCUACAGAUACUGUUGAAAUCAAAAUUGCUUGUUUUGGAAGAUGAAAAUGCAAAUGUUGAUGAAGUGGAGUUAAAACCAGAUACUUUAAUAAAACUGUAUCUUGGUUACAAAAAUAAAAAAUUAAGGGUAAACAUCAAUGUGCCAAUGAAGACUGAACAGAAGCAGGAGCAAGAAACUACACACAAAAAUAUAGAGGAAGACAGGAAACUACUGAUUCAGGCUGCUAUUGUGAGAAUCAUGAAAAUGAGGAAGGUUCUAAAACACCAGCAACUGCUCGGAGAAGUGCUAACACAGCUGUCCUCAAGGUUCAAGCCACGAGUUCCUGUAAUUAAGAAAUGCAUCGACAUCCUCAUUGAGAAGGAGUACUUGGAACGUGUAGAUGGUGAGAAGGACACCUACAGUUACUUGGCUUAGCAUUUUUAUUAGCAAUUACCUGACUGUGUGACACUCGGCAAGUAGGUAUGUGAUGGAAAGAAUGAAAGCGACAGAACUUCAUAGCAGCCACCCUGCUGCCAUUUGGACCUCCCUUUUUAAUGACUGAGACCAGGACUCCAUCAGCCAGUCUCAGAUUUACAUCAGAACUGCUCAGGAUUGAUACAUUUCAAGUAUGUAAAUAUGGACACCAAUGCCAUUUAACCUAAUUUAAGAACAGAAAGGAAUCAGACCCUUCUCGUUUAAGGGUUGCAUGCUACUGCAUUUAAAUCAAUACAUUGGCUAUAUGAUAAACAGCUGCCAUCACAGGCAGCACUUAUACAUGUUGGCAGCACUUGGAGAGCGAGUCUGAAUGGACCCAUGUGUAAUCUGCUAUGAAAUACCAUUUGUAUAGUGUGUUUCAUUUUUUAAUGUGUGAUAAAUAAUAAAAAAAAUUUAAAAGA